AUGACGGGGCCCCCUAGAUCGACGGGGCCCCUGGCGGCCGCCCAGUCCGCCCACCUUCUUCUGCUGUUACGUCGAAUUGGUGAUCGCCAGUGGAAAAUUACGCCGUACAUUUACUCUCAGAUUGUCGAAGAAGAAUCGGAAUUUUGGGAAUCAUACGAAAACCGAUUUUUUGCCACAAAAGAAUUACACCAACAGAAAAGUGAAUCCUUCACAGCUCCGUCUCCAACAUUGAAGCGUGUCGUCACGACUACCUCCACACCAACAACUCCGAGUCCAUGGAUCGACACCUGUUUCAAGAUCUUUGAUAGUAAUGGUACUACCGAGAACGGCAUACACGAGAAAAACAUACUGGAGGAUGUGCAGCAUUCCGUACCGCAGCCGACUGACGAUGGGCGUAACAUCUUCUUUCACGAAACAUCCUGCUUGAAGAAGGACGGUAUUGUGCGGCUGAAUGCCCGACAAGCCUGUGCAAUCGAGUCGGCUGCCCGGGCCAACCCGGAGUGGAACGUGUACGUACUGUUUGCGGCUCCAGUUGGCUUCCGGAACCGCACAACACAGCCAAUCCUUGACGCACUGCUGGAGUAUCCUAAUGUGCAUCUGCGCUACGUCAAUUUGACCACAUACGCAAACGACACACCGCUGAAAGAAUGGAUGGCAAGGGGGGAAAUAUUACGCUCACAGUACAUGAACUCGCAUCUGUCCGAUGUGAUGCGCUACCUGACCCUCUACAAGUAUGGUGGGACGUACCUUGAUCUGGAUGUGAUCGUGCAACAGUCUUUUGAGAAGCUGGAACCGAACUAUGCCGGUGCCGAGUCGCCUCAGUACAUUGCUGCUGGUGUGAUAAACUUCGAAUCGAAAGGCCACGGUCAUGAGCUGGCGGAAAUGUGUGUUCGAGACCUACUGGCCAACUAUAACGGUUAUCAAUGGGCUCAAAAUGGUCCAGGGGUAAUAACGCGCGUAUUGGUAAAGCACUGCCAAACGCAUUCCAUCACCAACAUGACCCGGCAUUGUUCCCAGCACUUUACCGUUUAUCCACCCAGCGCAUUUUACGCGAUAGCGUAUGGAAAUUAUAAGAACUUUUUUGAAGAACCGUACCUAAAGUCAGUCCUCGAUGCGCUCAAUCAAUCGAUCGUGGUGCACCUGUGGAACAAGCUGAGUAAAGACAAUCCGGUGUGGGUUGGGUCACGGGUCGCUUACGGUGUGCUAGCCGAACGGCACUGCCCCAAAGUGUACGGAUCUUGUGGGCACGUUUUCUUUUUUCUUCUGCUAUUUCGUCGGAUUUGGGAUAAUAGUUCGACCUACACGCCGCACAUGUACUCUGAGAUUGUCAACGAAGUAUCGGAAUUUCGGCAGGGCAGUGGAUACUUCUCCUAUUCUUGCAUAAAAUUAAAGCCUAUCAUUGGGAUCACCAGACCCUCACCAACUCCAACGAGUUCACCAAUACGCAGCUCCACAUACGACGCUCAUCACUCGACUGCGAAAGACUUGUACCAACAGGCAAGUGAAUCAUUCAAAACGCCUUCUCCAACAUCAACAACUCCGAGUCCAUGGAUCGACACCUGUUUCAAGAUCUUCGACCUUAACGCCACUACCGAGAACGGCAUACACGAGAAAAACAUACUGGAGGAUGUGCAGCAGUCCAUGCCGCAACCGACCGACGAUGGCCGUAACAUCUUCUUUCACGAAACAUCCUGCUGGAAGGACGGUAUCGUGCGCCUGAACGCCCGACAAGCCUGUGCAAUCGAGUCGGCUGCCCGGGCCAAUCCGGGGUGGAACGUGUACGUACUGUUUGCAGCCCCGGUUGGCUUCCGGAACCGCACAACACAGCCAGUUCUUGACGCACUGCUGGAGUAUCGUAAUGUGCAUCUGCGCUACGUCAACUUGACCACAUACGCAAACGACACACCGCUGAAAGAAUGGAUGGCGAGGGGCGAUAUACUACAGUCACAGUACAUGAACUCGCAUCUGUCCGAUGUGAUGCGCUACCUGACCCUCUACAAGUAUGGUGGGACGUACCUUGAUCUGGAUGUGAUCGUGCAACAGUCGUUUGAGAAGCUGGAACCGAACUAUGCCGGUGCCGAAUCGUUUGAUCUGAUUAAUUCCGCUGUAAUGAACUUAGAAUCAAAAGGCCACGGUCACGAACUAGCGGAAACGUGUGUUCGUGACCUGCUGACCAACUUCAACGGCAAUGAUUGGGUUAAUAAUGGACCAGGGGUGAUAACGCGCGUAUUGCAAGAGCACUGUCGCACCCAGUCGAUCGCUGAAAUGACUCGGCAUUGUUCCCGACACUUUACCGUCUAUCCAUCGAGCGUAUUUUACGCGAUUGAGUAUUGGAAUUAUGAGCUGUUAUUCGAAGAACAGUGCCUGGAGGAGGCCCUCGUUGCGUUCAACCGAUCGAUCGUGGUGCACCUUUGGAACAAGCUGAGUAAAGACAGUCCGGUGCGGGUUGGGUCACGGGUCGCAUACGAUCCGGGCUUUCUGACGUCCUACGACACCUCGAAUGACUUGCACGCGCACAGCAGCGUGUACUUCAUCGAAUCGUCCGCACCGUUCAAGCGCAUCAUCACGAUCGGACCGCGGCAGGCGUGCGCGAUCGAGUCGGCAGCACGUGCCAAUCCGCUCAAGAAGAUAAUCGUCCUGUUUGCCUCCUGGAACCCAAUAACGAACCCCAGCCAGGUACGGUUUCCCGAUCUGCCAACGUUGGCGGGGUUUGGAAACGUUCACUUCCGCUGGCUAGAUUUGAACCGGUUCGCGCAAGGUACACCGGUGGAGGCGGUGAUCCGAUCAGACCUGCUGCACGAACGACCGAAUGGUGCCGAGUAUCUGUCGGAGAUAUUGCGCCUGGUGCUGCUGUACAAGUACGGUGGCAUCUAUCUCGACCUCGACGUGGUGACGCUGAAAACGCUCGACUUUGUCAAUGCAAACUUUUUCGGCGCCGAAACGGAACGGCUUGUCGGUACGUCCGUAAUCGGACUAAGGCGGGGCGGGUUUGGGGAACUGUUUGCCGAGCGUUGUCUCGACAACUUUAAAUACUUCGACGAACAAAAAAACAUCCGCAACGGGUCCUUUCUACUCACCUACCAGGUCGUUCAGACGUGCGAAACACUCACCCUACAGGAGAUCCUUGACAACGGCUGCCGCGGUAUGCUGCAGGUGCACCGGCGGAGUAUCUUUCAUCCCUUCGACGAAACCAACGUGGGCAUGAUGUUCGAUCCUAGCCGGCUGGAGGAAGCGAAGGACCGCCUUGCCCAUGCGAUGACCGUUCACAUGCUCCAUCGUACUAGCGGGAAAAUGCGAGUCGCUGGCGGCACAACGGGCUAUCAGUUGAUUGCCCAAAACUACUGCCCGAGGGUGUAUGAAGAAAAUAGUUAUGAUUUUUAA
Messenger RNA from Anopheles arabiensis, 3381 nucleotides. RefSeq lists its product as uncharacterized. Bases 1 to 3381 code for a protein of 1126 amino acids. The record is from RefSeq and is a predicted model, not a curated record. Gene Ontology annotation, biological process: glycosphingolipid biosynthetic process. Gene Ontology annotation, molecular function: alpha-1,4-N-acetylgalactosaminyltransferase activity. Lineage: Eukaryota; Metazoa; Arthropoda; Insecta; Diptera; Culicidae. The transcript is spliced from 7 exons.